ACUACGUCAGAAGUACUGAACAACACUCUGGAAAGUUUAGAGGAAUAUUUGCCUUCUGAUGAAGAAAGUGAAGAAAGUUCCCAAGGAAAAACGAAUUCCAAAUCAGCUGAAACUCUAACUUUACGAUUAGAGCGAAUUGAAAAAAAUCCCAAAUUGUACAUCGGAGUGCCUGAUCAUGCGCUGUUCGUUCUUCGGUUACUUAGUAAAGCAGCUAAUUUGAAGCUUGAACAUAUUUAUCUGACCUUGGAGAAAAUUAAAAGGAAUUCACCGUUUGCACUGCUGGGAGAUGAAUAUGGCAAAUCUGACUCUUUCGCCAGUGAAGUUUUCAGGAAGACAGUACCUUUGAUGGCACAGUAUUUGAAGAGAUUUGUGUUCUGGCCCUGUGCUAAAACAAUCAAAUCAACGUUACCCAUACCUUUUCGGGCACGCUAUAGUCGCGUGCAGUCUAUUAUCGACUGCUUUGAAAUACAAAUACAGAAACCAACUGAUUCUGUACAUCAAUCUUGUUCGUGGUCAGAUUACAAGAAGUGUAACACUUUGAAAUAUCUGAUAUAA
Chrysoperla carnea is the source of this 555-nucleotide messenger RNA. RefSeq lists its product as uncharacterized. NCBI's taxonomy places the organism in Eukaryota, Metazoa, Arthropoda, Insecta, Neuroptera, Chrysopidae. The record is from RefSeq and is a predicted model, not a curated record. The transcript has a single exon. The annotation marks the transcript as partial.